Molecule: messenger RNA, 798 nt
Organism: Purpureocillium lilacinum
Lineage: Eukaryota; Fungi; Ascomycota; Sordariomycetes; Hypocreales; Ophiocordycipitaceae
Source: RefSeq, a predicted model, not a curated record
AUGAAGUUCACCUCGCUGUUGCCGGUGCUGGCGGCCCUCGUGGCCCCAGUAGUCGUCUGCGCCGACGACACGUCGGAUCCCGUCGCCCCCUUCGAGAUGCUGUACUACUGGACCGUCUACGAUCUCGACGUCGCCGUCUGGGGCGUGCACAACGGCUACAUUGCCACCAACUGCCUCGGGAGCGGCAAGGGCAAGCGCUGCAACUUCAACGAAUUCGUCAACUUCAUCGUCCUCGGGGACGCCAGCGACAAGCCGUCGUACUACGACAUGUCGUCCGACUACGCCAUGGCGCCGGGCGACGUCAUGGUCAUUGUCGGCACGCUCGAGGACAAGCUGAAGACGCCCGCCGCCGCGUUCGACAGGCUCGUGCGCGGCCGGCGCUCCGCCGUGGGCGUGUGGAACGACCUGGGCUUCGCCGUGGACAAGGGCUCCGUCGAGGGCGCGGCAAAGGACAUUGGCGUCGACCGCCUGCUCAAGAACGCCCGCACGGUCCUGGGCGCCGUGUCCGAGGUGCGCGCGUCGAUCCUCCACUCCAACAUCCGGGCGCAGCUCGUGGCCCGCGUCAAGGACGUCGUGUGGCAGACGGUCCAGCGAGAGUCCGCGUUCGUCGGCAAGCCAUGGCAGGAGAUUGAGUGGGAGAAGACGGUAGAAAAGUAUCCCGACAUGAAGGACCCCAAUAGCAGGCUGUUCAAGGAGGUGACGGAGGCCCUGGACAAGUUCUACCAAGACAAGACGAACGCCAAGGACUUGACCAUUAAGCAGAAGGUGGAGAGGAGCAUUGCGAGCUGCUUUAAGUGA